CUGAGAAGUGAGCCUCCGCUGAAAUGCUCUGCAGCAACUGAGGAUUGUGGCAGCCCUGUCCUUGUGGGGAUGCAAUUCUCUGCAAGAACCGGAGAGUCUAGGAGGACUCGGAUGCGAUGAUCUGCAUGGACUGGGGAGCCCCACAAAUGGACCACAUUCAGUGUACGCCGGAACUUCACAAUGACCCAACACAAGAUCUUCAGGGUGAUGUUCCUAGAAAUGUUAAAUUUGAGGAGGAAGUGAUAUGCGUGAAGAUCAAGGAAGAAGAGAUUCCUACAGAUGUCAGUCCAGUUUCAGAAAAAUGGAUGCAGACAAAGUGGGGAUCUAGGAUGUCCAAAAAUAUCAGAGACUCAGACUCUGAGUCAACACAUCAUGGACCAGAGCCUUAUGAAUCUUCUUCUGAGGAGGCAGAGCUAUCCCAGGCUGGCCCCUCACAGCUGCUCCCUGUGAUAUCACCCAGACAUGACACAGGAAGGAUGACCGAGCGAGGCUCCAAACGCAAUAGGAAGAGGAGAAGGGAGGAGGUUGAGUUUAUGGAAUCUGUGUUGCAUCGCCUCACUGAGAUGAAUGAAGAAAGAUCUCGCCACUUAAAAGAGAUGGUGUCUCAGCAGGAGAUAAUUAUGAGGCAAUUGCGGGACGAUGAGGAUAGUGACAUGCUUUUUCUCAAGAGUCUCCUCCCUUUGAUGAAAGAGAUGCCAACUCCUAGAAAAAUGGAAUGUUGGACAGCAAUGAUGGAUGUCAUGGCUAGAUUUGUAGCUCCCUCUUCCACAACUCAUCAACCAUCUCAAGCACCAGGUCCCUACUCCCAUGCCCCACCUCCUGAAUCUUGGUAUGAACCAUCUGCAUACUCAUCUGCCCCCAGUCACUCCUGCCCCCCUCACAGACAGAGAUUGGCAGAAGAACUGGGAGAGUUUCAAUAUUACCCAGCCUAAAACUUGAGCAUUUUAAAGAACUACAUUUGGGUUGUGGCUAUUAUAUAAUUACAUAGCUAGUAUGGUUUAAAAAAGACAUAAGUUCAUCCAUUUCAACCCAACCAGGGGAUGGAAGGGGGUGCGAACUAAAAUUCGAACAAUUUUUAUCAGCAUUAAAGGGGUUGUCCGGGUUCAGAGCUGGACCCAGACUUAUCCCCAUUUUCACCUCUCUGAUGCUCUUCAUUGCCCAGCACUGGAUCGCGCAGGGCAAGGGCCGUUUGUUUAUGUUUUUUACACUGAUAGGAGGAGAUGGGUGGACUUUAGCACUACCCUAGCAGUUUUACAGGCCUGCACGAUUCAGCACAGGGCAAAGGAGAGCAUUGGAGCAUGAAAUGGGUCGAACCCGGACAACCCAUUUAAUAUUAUUUAGUUCUAAGAAGUCAUCUAAGCCUUCUUUCAAAAUCAUCAGCUGUUCCAUUUAAAAUCCCCACAAAUGACAAGGGGACACGGCCUUCUCGCAAGUUGGUAUGAUGGGGGUUUCAAAGUUUUUAAGCAAAUUGGCCAGUUUGUCAUAUUCUAUGUCGGGUAUGUGCAGUGUAGCAAUCAGUGUUGAGCGCGAAUAUUCGAAUUGCGAAUUUGUUUCUCGAAUAUCGCAAUUUCGAGAUUUCGCGAAUAUUUAGAAUAUCGUUCUAUAUAUUCGCGAAAUCGAAUAUUCGUUG
Molecule: messenger RNA, 1630 nt
Organism: Bufo gargarizans (Asiatic toad)
Lineage: Eukaryota; Metazoa; Chordata; Amphibia; Anura; Bufonidae
Exons: 4
Coding region: 117-932 (271 amino acids)
Molecular function (GO): DNA binding
Source: RefSeq, a predicted model, not a curated record